Molecule: messenger RNA, 3117 nt
Organism: Zerene cesonia (dogface butterfly)
Lineage: Eukaryota; Metazoa; Arthropoda; Insecta; Lepidoptera; Pieridae
Product: mitochondrial folate transporter/carrier
Exons: 5
Coding region: 209-1135 (308 amino acids)
Biological process (GO): folate import into mitochondrion; nucleotide transport
Cellular component (GO): mitochondrion
Molecular function (GO): FAD transmembrane transporter activity; folic acid transmembrane transporter activity
Source: RefSeq, a predicted model, not a curated record
GAACGUUACCGACAAUUACAUGAAAGAAAUCAUGUGGAAAUUAUUUCACUCACGCCUAUUUCAUUUCGUCGAAAUAUUAGGAAAGCAAUGAUGUGUUGUGACGAUAGUAUUUUGAUAAAUUUUGCAAAAGAUACCUGGGAAAGUGUGCGGCAAGCGUGAAUAUCAAUUCGGUCCCUACAAAAUGUUUCCGCUGUGAUUUAAAUCAAACAUGACUACAAUGAAGAAUCCUAAUUCGUCGUCUUCUAAGCUCGCUCUUCUCAAUCACAUAAAAUACGAACAUCUGGUUGCUGGUAUAUCUGGUGGCGUUACCUCUACUCUUAUCUUGCACCCUUUGGAUUUAAUUAAAAUUCGAUUUGCUGUAAACGAUGGACGGACAGCGACGGUUCCGCGAUACGACGGCCUCGGCAGCGCCUUCGUGACCAUCGUAAAGAAGGAGGGCUUCCGUGGCUUGUAUAGAGGUGUCACGCCGAACAUCUGGGGCUCGGGGUCCGCGUGGGGCUUUUAUUUCUUAUUCUACAAUGCCAUAAAGACAUGGAUACAAGGCGGCAACGCGCGAACACCGCUAGGGCCCGGCCUACACAUGCUGGCCGCGGCCGAAGCGGGCAUACUAUCGCUCGUUAUGACGAACCCCAUAUGGGUGGUGAAGACCCGCCUUUGCCUGCAGUACAGCGGCGAACACCUCGCCGAGAAUAAGAGAUACAACGGCAUGAUCGAUGGCCUCAGCAAAAUAUAUAGAACCGAGGGGAUCCGAGGGUUGUAUAGGGGUUUCGUCCCGGGGAUGUUUGGCGUGUCGCACGGUGCUCUCCAGUUUAUGACUUACGAGGAGAUGAAAAAUAGGUACAACCAGUACAGGAACCUGCCUAUUGACAUCAAAUUGACGUCGCUGGAGUACCUGACGUUCGCGGCGGUGUCGAAGCUGCUGGCGGCGGGCGCCACGUACCCGUACCAGGUGGUGCGCGCGCGGCUGCAGGACCAGCACCGCUCGUACGACGGCGCGUGGCACUGCGUCACCGAGACAUGGAGGUACGAACGCGUCCGCGGCUUCUACAAGGGCCUCACGCCGUAUCUCCUCCAUGUAACGCCGAACAUAUGCCUCGUUAUGCUCAUAUGGGAGAAGUUCACUAAUAACGAUUGAUCCGCCGCCACGUUGUUCGGUAUCUGAUGGGAAUUGCGUACACGGCUAUAUGCGUUCUGUGCUCUGUGUUAUCUGUCUGUGCUUUGACAGCUGUCAGCGGUGCGCGCGAGGUAAGGGUGCGUGGAGCGGGAGUUUUUGUUUUUUUUUAAUUUUAUUUUUUUAUUAUUUAAUCUGGAUUUAUUUAUUUAGAUUUGUUUAUUGUUAACGUGCAUUUUUAUUGUAUUGUAAUCGCUCUCGAUCCGUUUGUAUUUGUAUCCCCUUGAUGGCGAUGUAUUGACAAAUAAUGUUUGUUACGCUAACGGUUUUUUUUUUCUUUGGUUUUGUGAUUAAAAUUGUCGAAUGAUCAUUGUAUUGAGUUGUGACAGGUUUCGUUAAGUGUUUGGUAAUGACGAGAUCACUGACGGUUAUCGUAAUAUGUACGCGGUUAUGUUGGAUAAUUAUAAAAUGUAUCAUUCAUCUAAAAAUUGUAGCGUAGCGAGUAUCAGGGUUGUCUAUUUAUUAUAUAUGUAGAAUCGCACCAAGCCAAAAUAGCGGAUGGCUUCUACUAUAUUAGAAAUAGUUCAGAAAUACUGAGCAGCAAAACAAUGCACCACGUACCUUUAGAGAUGCUGCAGGACAGAUUUUCACGACAAUUAUCGUGUUUUCGCGGGUCGGCGCUCGCGCACAACCGAUGCGACUCGGUCGACGGCGGAAGUACAAGUGUCGUGGUGCAUGACAGUUGCAUAAACUUUGACAACCUUUGAUUGCAUACUCUAUGCCAAACAUCGAUAUCGAAAAAAUAUACGAGUAGCAUUUUUGUGUAUAUCAUAUUAUAAAAUUAACACAAUACAACAGACACAUAGAGACAAUGAUAAGUAGACAGCCCUGAAUAUUUAUAAAUUAUAUAUUUAUGUAAAGCCUGUCUCACGACAUAUGUUGUGUUUAUUGAUUUAGUCUAUUAAUAUAAAUGUAAUAUUUGUUUGUCAUAUGUUAUGUAACCUCUUUAUUUAUAGUAGUGUAACUGUUCCCAUCAGAUCGGUGUUAUGUUAACUUUGGCGACCGUCCGGUUGCCGCAAUAUAGAUUUAAUUUAAUUUUUUGUGAUAAUAGUACUUAGAAUCCCAUUAAUAUUAUUAAUAAAUGUAAAAGACAUGUUUCCCAUCUUUUACAUAACGUUACAUGUGUGGUGAGACGACGUUAGGUUCCAUAAAAGAUAGAUUUGUUUCAACUUGUUCUUUUAACAUAAUAAAAAAAAUAGAUUAUAUCACUAGCAAGUUCGAAGCUGUUCUAUCGAGGCUUUAGAUCAUCUUCCCGCCUAAAAUAUAAAUACAUCUCAUUGGUUUGAUAUUUCUUUGUUAUAAAAUAAUUCAGUUGCUUCAUUGUAGCCAGCAGUCUCGUUUAGGUAAAUUGAAUUAUUUCGAAUUAGUAUAAUUUCGUAGAAUUUUAAUAUUGAAUUGUAAUUAGUGCGUAUUUCACACGUGUCAGUAAGAGAUAGCGAUAUUGUGGAGUGUGAUAUUUUUUACAAUUUAUUAUAAUAAUAAUUCUCUUUCAUACGACAUACGACACAUCAUUUAUCUAAUUUAUAUUAUCGACACCUAGGUAUUAAAAAUGGUUUAUAAUUCGAAUUAUGCAUUAUCAUUUCAAUCAUUUUUUUAAAUUAAGAUCAUGUGUAUAUUUAUAAAAUUCUUUAUGAAAAGAUUUAGAUAUUUUUUAGAAUAUUUAAGCGUAAGGCACAUCUUGCCGUUUGAAAAUGUUCUCUACGGCCAUUGACAGUGGGUUGAUUUUGAAUCGAUCCAGGUUCUUACUGAAAUGUGUGAAAUAUAAGAAAAAGAACACCAAAUAACUAUGAUAUGUGAUGUUUGAUAUUGCACAUUAAUUAUCGAAUCAAUUACUUCGGUGGCUGGCCACGCUCAUUGAUGCAUAUAUUUUUAUAUGAUCGCUCGUAAUUUUCAAUGUUCUAACUCGCCUUCAAUUUGUGUAAUCAAUAAAUGAUAGCAGAUUGAUA